UGAAGGCAUGUCCCCCUGCCUCCUGGGAUUAGGAAUAUCCAGAGACCGUUUGCUUCACUCACUGCUCCUUUAGUGUCUGCAGGUUUCCUGUCUUGCCUGGGUGCCACAAUGACCUUAUUCGACGGCUCUUUUCCCUUCUACCCCAAGUCCGAGGCAGCCUUCCCUUUUGACACAUCUUGGGCUGUGAUCAUCUCUGUGUUCACCACUGUGCUCGCUGCUUUCAUUAUCAUCUGGCCUGGCAUCCAAGGCAAAGGGAGGUCCUUCUGGAUCUUGCGAGUGGUCACCAGCCUCUUCAUUGGAGCAGUGAUUCUCAGAAAUCCAGUGAAUCAGAUCAAUGAAACCAUCAGCUACAACGAGCACUUUUCCUGGAGCUUUGGAGAGGACUAUGGCCUCAGCUACAAUGAGGGCCUGGAGCGGGGGCUCCCCCGUCCCAUCCUGUAUGUGGCAGAGAAGUUCACCCCGAACAGUCCCUGUGGUGUGCACGCCCAGUACCGCAUUUCCGGCCACUAUGCCUCCCUCACACUGUGGGCAGCCUUCUGUACCUGGCUCAUUUCCAACGUGUUCUUCUCCAUGCCCAUCCUGCUGUACGGGGGCUACAUAUUCAUACUCAUGGCACUGCUGCUGAUCUGCUCGCUGCUCUUCUUCACUGUCGCCAGGCACUUCCCAAUGUGCAACAUCCGGUUCGGUUCAGCCUCCCUGCAGAUUGGCUAUGGGGGAUCCUUCUGGCUGACCUUAGCCACAGGGCUGCUGUGCUUCCUGCUGGGGCUGGCCGUGAUCCUCAUGAAUUUGAUGCAGCCCAAGAAGCUGAAGCUUGUCUUUAAUGUGAGUGAGGGAGAGGGAGAGGAAGAGGAGGAGCAGGAAGUGGGGCCUGCUGAGCAAAUCCCGAAAGGCGACAUCCUCAUGGCUCCGCUGGGUGAGCACUGCAAAGUGACAGUGAUUGACUUGCGAGGGCCAACCGCUGCCCCUGCCCAGCCUGCAGAAGAGCACCGAACAGCUGUGUGAGGAGGCAGGGGAGGAGCAGGACUGUGCCUGGGCUUCCUGGAGGAGAUCUUCCAGACUGCCGAUCUUUAGCAGCUCCCAGCUUACCCAUGCACAGCCACAUGAGGCUUG
Messenger RNA from Gavialis gangeticus (Gharial), 1110 nucleotides. RefSeq names its product dual oxidase maturation factor 1-like. Gene Ontology annotation, cellular component: endoplasmic reticulum membrane. The coding region runs from base 109 to 1002 and encodes 297 amino acids. Gene Ontology annotation, biological process: protein transport. The record is from RefSeq and is a predicted model, not a curated record. The transcript has 5 exons. Lineage: Eukaryota; Metazoa; Chordata; Crocodylia; Gavialidae.